AAAUAAGAGGUGAAUUUACAACGAUGAAUAUCAUAUUUAACAAGUCUAAUCAUUGAUAUACUUGUAUAAGUAUUGUAUAAUUGUCUAAGCUGCAUUAGCAAACUUCUUGUCAUAUAGUUCAGAACCACAUCUUUACAUUCUCAUGUAGAAAAGGAAAGUUGGACAGCUCUUUGUCAUUUCUAAAUGUAUAAAUCUCAAACAAUAAGCUCUUUGUAUAUUGAUAAUGGCAGAAAAUAUGAGGUCAUGCUUCUGUUUGUGUGUGUCGGAUUAUAGACGCGUCACGUGAGCAUUAUGAUCCGAUUGCUAUCAGAGAGGCGGGGCCUAGCAUCGACUGACAGCCUCCCUGACCAAAGACACUGCGACCCAACAGCGCUCGACCAAUCAGAGCGGGGGUGACAGCAGCCAGGGGGCGGGAUACAGCGUUGUGAUUGGCUGAAGCGCGCUCCUCACAGCCAUCUUUCCGUCCCUUCCUUUCCUUUCCUGAAAUCCGAAUCGAACGAAUGUUGUUAGUCAGAAUUCAGUUUCUUAUUCUGAAUUCCUCUCCACUGUAACGGAUCAUUCCCGUGUAUCCAGACAGAGAUGUCCCGCGGUCGGAGGAGCACGCACUUCUGGAGCGAGGAGGAGACGGACCUGCUCCUGCAGACGCUGAAGCAGAUGAACAUCGACCGCUACACCGACGGACGCAAGCACCGCAACAGCCUGAUCUUCCGCAAGGUGUGCGCGAGGCACCGGGAGGCGGGGUUCGCGCGCUCCUGCGACCAGGUCAAGCACCGCUGGAAGACCCUCAAGGCCAUCUACUACAAGGCCAAGAGACAGUGCAGCGGCUCCAGCUUCAGGCACUUCGACACGAUGGAGGAGAUCUUCGGACACAGGCCUCUGGUGCUCCACACGACCCCCGACAGCGGGGACGAGCAGAGACACGAGCGCGCGCUCCCCGACAGCAGGGACGAACAGAGACACGGGCGCGCGCCCCACGACAGCAGGGACGAGCAGAGACACGGGCGCGCGCCCCACGACAGCAGGGACGAGGAGGAGGAAGAGGAAGAAGAUGAGGAAGAGGAGGAUGAUGUGCUGGAGGAGGUGGAGGGGGGGGUUCAGGAGCUCCAGUCAGUGAAGAUGGAGGACGAGCCGCUGGUCCUCACACAAGCAUCACACGAGAGCUCCAGCACGUCCACAGAGAGCCCCAGCGCCGCUCCAGGUGUGCUGAAGCGCAGACGCUCGUGUUGUGCCGGGCUGCACAGUCAGUAUCAGGGCUUUCUGGAGAGACUGCAGCAGACGCAGAACGCCUGGCUGGAGCAGCAGCUGGAGCAGAGUCACGUCCGAGAGGAACGUCUGGUGACCCAGGUGCUGGCCGAACACACACGCUCCAUGGAGGCGUUGGUCAACCAGCUGUUCGCAGGCCUGAGGAGCCUCCUGCCCCCGUCCUGUCCCCAUCCCCAGACAUCAGCCCUGCAGAGCAGCACUCCUGAAUCCUGAAUCACACACACCAGACUCACACUCUUCAUCCUGACGCUUUCUCAGAGAUCGCUUCAAUCACACACACCAGACUCACACUCUUCAUCUUGACCCUUUCUCAGAGAACAUAUUCAGUAGUCCUGGACUGAUAUGGUAAAGGUAGUGAUAACUAGAGAUGGGCUUAUCGAUCCUAAAAUAUCACAAUAUAGCGAUAUUGAUGCAAAUAUUGGAAGUAUCGAUUUUCAAAUGUAUUUUAUUUACCAGUUACUUUGUUUCGGUUUAACUACAGUAUUUGUAGAUUUCCACUACAGUAAAUUAUACAGCUCUAUAGUAAACCUUUUUCAACCGUGUGUAACAGGGAUGGGGUGAUAAGGACAAAUAUAUCACGAUAAUUUCUGGUAUUUAUUGUGAUUUAAUGAUAUCAGUGAUGAUAAUUCAGGGCAUUAUAUGCAUCCAUGACAAAAAUAACAAAACAAUCCUGUUUCUUUAGAGAAAAGUAUUAUCUUUUCUAUUUUUACCAAAACAAUGGUGUUGUUAUGGAGUACACACGUAAUGUAAUUGGGAUAGAGUAUUGUUAUAAUUUUAUUGAUUCUGAUUGAGAAUCCGCAUAUCGAUUACAAUUCUUUACUGUUCCCAGUUUCAAUUCCAGUGUGAUUAAAUAAUGCUAUCAAACAUUUA
This is a messenger RNA of Carassius auratus (goldfish), 2133 nucleotides long. RefSeq names its product myelin transcription factor 1. The transcript is spliced from 3 exons. The record is from RefSeq and is a predicted model, not a curated record. The coding region runs from base 580 to 1476 and encodes 298 amino acids. Lineage: Eukaryota; Metazoa; Chordata; Actinopteri; Cypriniformes; Cyprinidae.